Peromyscus leucopus (white-footed mouse) is the source of this 2942-nucleotide messenger RNA. Its product is annotated as sialic acid-binding Ig-like lectin 12. NCBI's taxonomy places the organism in Eukaryota, Metazoa, Chordata, Mammalia, Rodentia, Cricetidae. Bases 49 to 1221 code for a protein of 390 amino acids. Gene Ontology annotation, cellular component: plasma membrane. Gene Ontology annotation, molecular function: sialic acid binding. Gene Ontology annotation, biological process: cell adhesion. The record is from RefSeq and is a predicted model, not a curated record. The transcript has 6 exons.
AGAGCCCAGAGAGUCAGACUUCUGGUGGCCCUGCAGCUUCAGCUCGACAUGCUGCUGCUGUUGUUGCUGCUGCUCUGGGGAAUGAAAGGGGUAGAGGGUGGGCCUGAGGCCAUGAAGGGUUACACCCUGAGUGUGGAAAGGGAGGUGGUGGUGCAAGAGGGCCUGUGUAUUUUUGUACCUUGUACGUUCUCCUAUGCCAAGGAGAAAUGGACCUACAAAGACCCGAUUCAUGGAUACUGGUUCCAUAGUGGAGCCAAAACAAGGAGUGAUUCCCCAGUGGCCACAAAUAACCCACAGAGGCGAGCACUGAAGGAGACCCAGGGCCGAUUCUUCCUGCUGGGAGACCCACAGAAGAACAACUGCUCCCUGGACAUCAGAAAGAUCAGGAAGGAGGAUACAGGCUCAUACUUCUUUCGCCUGGAAAGAGGAGAAGCGACGUAUAAUUAUCUUUGGAACACGAUGACGCUGCAUGUGACAGCCCUCACUAACACCCCUCACAUCCUUAUCCCGGAUACCCUGGAGCAUGGCCAUCCCAGCAACCUGACCUGCUCUGCGCCUUGGGCCUGUGAGCCCCCCAACUUCUCCUGGACUGGUACCUCUGUGUCACUCUUGAGCACCAAUGCCAUUGGUUCCUCAGUGCUGACCAUCAUCGCCCAGCCCUGGGACCAUGGCACCAACCUCACUUGUCAGGUGACCCUGCCUGGAACUGGUGUGACCACAAGGAUGACCAUCCGUCUCAAUGUAUCAUAUGCUCCAAAGAAUCUAACCAUGACUGUCUACAAAGGAGUUGGUCCAGCAACUGCAGCCCUGAGAAAUGGCUCAACACUGACUUUACUGGAAGGAGAAUCCCUUCAUAUGGUCUGUACUGUUGACAGUAACCCUCCUGCCAGGCUGAGCUGGGCCCAUGAGAACCUCAUUCUGAGUUCCAUACAGUCCUCAACUCCUGGGUUGUUAGAGCUACCUCGAAUGCACCUAAGAUAUGAAGGAAAAUUCACCUGCUCUGCACAGAAUGUUCUUGGAUCUCAGCACAUGUCUCUGAGCCUGUUCUUAAAGCGGAAAUCAGGACUGAUGGCCGAGGUGGUUCUGGUGGCUGUGGUAGAGGCAGCUGUUAAAGUCCUGCUUCUUGGACUGUGCCUCAUUAUUCUCAGAGUGAGGUCACGUAGGAAGAGGACAGUGAGGGCAGCAGUGCACAGGGACUAUUCAGACACGGCCACCAGUUAGUUCUCAGGUGAGUGAAGCAGAGCCCUGCAUCUGUCUCACUUCCUUUUGGACCCUCUUUGUAAAAACCAUAGAAUGACCUGCCUGGCUCAGCAUGGCCACAGGUCAGCUGCCCAACCCCAUUCUAAAUCCUUGUCCCUGCCAAGCACCAUGAUGCUCUGGGUCUUAUCUCCACCAUGAGCUCUCUCCACAAACCACUGCUCUCUCUCUCUCUCUCUCUCUCUCUCUCUCUCUCUCUCUCUCUCUCUCUCUCUCUCUCUCCCCUCCUCCUGGACCAUCCUUACCCUUUCCCCGUUCUCUAUCUGAAUUCUGAUCAUCUCUGGUCCUCAAAUGUUCCUAGUCACAGAAUUCCCUCCACCCACUAUUUUUAUGUUCUUGACACUGGCCUUCAGAAUGAUCUUCCAGAUGGAGGCAUCACUCACUUCCUCCACUGCCUGAACAAUCCUGAACCGUCACAUAGAUGGAGAUGGGCAGUCAUCACAGCCUGCAAUGAGAGCCUUGCAUGGUCUAUGUGCUGCUGGACUCUGCUCCCAAUGUUCUCUGUUCAUUGCAUCAUGAAUUGCUUACUCGGCCUUCCCAGUCCCCUAUAUGGAAAAUUGUAUAUUUGUGAGUCUCCAUGCCUCAGAGCCCUUCCCCAACCUCUCCCCCUGUCCCUUACCUGAGCACCUCAUCCUCUAGCUGUAUAUUACUCUGGGUAGGCAUGUGCUUGUCAUGCACCUCUGAUCACAUGCAGAAGUGACAAUAUUACUACAUAUGGACCAUUUUCAUGGGUGCUAGGCAUACCUCAGGACACAGAACUGCUUCCAUUUCUGUUACCAAAGAUUGACUGAUGUAAAGAUGAGAACAGGAAUAAAAAUAUGCAAUGAAUGAGGACAUGUCAACUGGAGAUGUGAGUGUGAAGACAAUUGAUGCAGGAGAGGAGUUGGUGACACUUGAGUGAUGCUUGGAAAGCUCUCAAGUGAGAAGAAGCAGCCUCUUUGAGUCUGUUGGAGGAAGAGGCCUCCAGGAGAUGGACUGGAGAACAGUGUGCCCAAUGGCUUAGAGGCAGAAGCUGGCCUACAGUGUGGUACUCACAGAAAAAGACUGAGAUUUAGAGCAGAGGGAGGCAGAGGGAGGGCAAUGGAAGAUGUUAAUCUAUAGGGCAUGGUGAGAAACAAGAGUCUUUGAGAGAAGCAGAGCUGUGACUGGAUUUUCAUGUUAAUGGAAUCCCAAGGCUUGUCUGCUAAUAUGUCCUGGAACAGCUGAAAGGAGAGUGUGCUUGUCACUGUCACCCAAUGUCUGAGGAAAACAAUUCAGAAGGAAGAAAGGUUUCUCUGGACUCAUGAUUUCAUAGGUUUCAUGGUCAUGGGCCCUUGCCAUGGGGCUGUGGUGACAGGAACGUGUGGUAGAGGCCUGUUCACCCCAUGAAAGCUAGGAGAGGCAAAAGAGACAGAGAGGAAUCAGCCAGGGUCCCAAGAUUCAUUUGAGGUGCACACGUCCAGUGACCUCACUCUUCCCUAUACCCGCUCACUAUACAAUCCCACAAAGCAGAUGCGUUAAAGAAUGUCACUGUAGAAAUUCAGGAACCAAACACAAGCACACCCUCUGGGCAGUGAAAGCUCAUUAUGUUAGGUUCGUUUUGGAUUUUAUAUUUUCUUUCAUUUAAUUUUCACAUAUUAUCAUUUGUAGUUGUUUCUUUGAUGCAGAAUAGCUGCUUUUUUAAUAAACUGGAAAUCUGUGCACUG